Molecule: messenger RNA, 1581 nt
Organism: Aspergillus caelatus
Lineage: Eukaryota; Fungi; Ascomycota; Eurotiomycetes; Eurotiales; Aspergillaceae
Exons: 1
Coding region: 206-1441 (411 amino acids)
Source: RefSeq, a predicted model, not a curated record
GGAGAGCAUCCUUUGUCUGUAUCUCGUUGUUUAACCUUCCCCCAAGCCAUCAAUAAAAUCACCUCUCAUCAACGAUCCGUCUUUGUCAAUUCGUCUUCUUGCUCUAGCUGCCUUAAUCUGACAUCAGUCAGCCUCCUAUUCCUCUCUCUUCCAAGGACCAUCACCCUACAACUUGCGUCCGCGAGAAGCUGUUGACAUAGCCAGUAUGGCGAGAGCAACUUUCGCUGAUCUAGUCUAUGGAAGACCUCCAUUACUGUUCCUCAUAUCAGUAAUAUCUGUAAUGAUUACACCGAACCAUGCCUUCCAUUUAGCACUACGGGUUUCAGACAGUUGUCCCAGUUCGUACCAGAAAUGUGGAGCUGCUGGGCUGCCAGGCUCAUUUUGCUGUCCUUCUUCCUCAGCCUGCAUCAGUCUAGACAAUGCAAGCUCGGCCAUAUGUUGCCCUAAGGGUCAAGCGUGCACAUACAUUGAACCCAUCAAUUGCAACAUACAGCUGCAAAAUGCCACUCUUCACCCAACAAACCCAGUCAAGACCAUCAGACUCGAUGAUCAGCUGCCCAAGUGUGGCAAUUCAUGUUGUCCGUUCGGAUAUAAAUGCAAAGGAAACCAGCUGUGUGAGAUGGACAAUAAUCUCGCGUCAACCCCAGCCCCCAGUGGGAAUCCUAUAUUGGCGACCACCGGGACAUCUUCAACCGUCUCGGUCACAUUCACGGCAUCAGACGUUUUACCCACGACUGAUCAGUUGAGACCAACAACCCUAUCGCCCUCUGAUGCGAAUCCCUCAGCUUCAAACUCCCCUUUGACCGACGCUAAUUCGACCCCAGCUUCAGUCGCAGCAGCAUGUCCUUCGUUCCCAACUCAAGCCGUUAUAGCCGGCUUUUUCCCGGGAGCCAUAUUUGGAGCCGUACUUGCCUCGGCGGCCAUGUUCUGCUGGAGAAGACGUCGAAUUGGGCAUGAGAACUCUCAUGGAAAGCUUCCUCGGCAUAACAGCGUCUACAGCAGUACACCAUUCAGUAUAUCUCACCCUAUUCCAUCCGAAGAGAGCUCCUACCGCACUGACUUCCUCCUUGGUCGCUCCCGCCGGAGCUCCUCACGCUCAGUGCUCCACCGCACAGGGACCAGAGUGAAAAGUCUAUUCGGCUCGACCCCCAAAAGCGUCGUCCAUGACAUGGAUAAUAUACCCAAGGUACCCAUUACCCCACCGCCGCAGGUCAAACGGCAACCUAGUACCGAGAGCAUCAAGGUAUACACUCCUCCAGGUGGGCUUCUGGGUACACGGACGCAGAAACGGGGGCACUAUAUUUCUAUUGGACCGGACAAGGGUUUUGUGGAGAUGUUUGAUCGGGUCGGAUUCAUGAAUAAAAAAGGCGAUCCAUGCUUCAAGGUAGCCGAGUCUCCUAAAGCGAGUAGAUUCAAUCUACAAAUGCCACGGAACGUAUAAAAAUCAGGUUUCUUUUGCUUACCAUUUUGCACUUCUCAUGCAUGCCUUCUCUUAGCGUCUAGAUAAGGCGCAAUGGUGUCUAAAGUUAUUUUCUAUCCGAACUCUUUGGCCUCCUCUAGCAGAUUGGCUUCCUUCGUUAC